This is a messenger RNA of Engraulis encrasicolus (European anchovy), 1404 nucleotides long. RefSeq names its product leukotriene A-4 hydrolase-like. The record is from RefSeq and is a predicted model, not a curated record. Lineage: Eukaryota; Metazoa; Chordata; Actinopteri; Clupeiformes; Engraulidae. The coding region runs from base 25 to 1404 and encodes 459 amino acids. Gene Ontology annotation, biological process: proteolysis; peptide catabolic process; leukotriene biosynthetic process. Gene Ontology annotation, molecular function: leukotriene-A4 hydrolase activity; aminopeptidase activity; metallopeptidase activity. Gene Ontology annotation, cellular component: cytosol; nucleus. The transcript has 14 exons.
GUCUACUCUCGGACCGGUCCCACCAUGGCACCCGCAUCAGACCCCUGCUCUUUCGCCUCCUUCACCAAAUGCGCCACCAAACACCUGAACCUCACAUACCACGUGGAUUUUGACAGCCACGUUCUCAAAGGGAAAGCCGCUCUCACCAUCGAGGUCCUGGAAGACAAAUUCUCGUCUCUAAUUCUUGACUCGCGUGACUUGAAGAUCUCCGCGGUGACGGCCAAUGGGCAGCCGGCCAAGUUCACCCUGGGGCCGCAGCACAGCUUCAAGGGGGCCCCCCUCGAAAUCACCCUGCCCUUCGAGCUCUCCAGGGGUCAGCAUGUGAUAGUGGAGGUGUCGUAUGAGACGUCUCCUAAAGCCUCCGCUCUCCAGUGGCUCACCCCAACGCAGACCGCCGGCAAGAAGCACCCCUACCUCUUCAGCCAGUGCCAGGCCACUCAUUGCAGAAGCAUGGUGCCCUGCCAGGAUACACCAUCAGUCAAGCACACCUACUAUGCUCAGGUCUCGGUCCCUAAGGAGCUGGUGUGUGUGAUGAGUGCGGUGCGCGAUGGACAAGCGGCUGAUCCCCAAGACAACAGCAGAAUCAUCUACCGCUUCAGACAGCCGGUCCCGAUGCCCUCCUAUCUCAUUGCCAUCGUGGUCGGAGCGCUGGAGAGCAGGGAGAUCGGUCCUCGUACCAGAGUGUGGUCUGAGAAGGAGUACGUGGACAAGGCAGCCUUCGAAUUCUCUGAGACUGAGUCCAUGUUGAAGACGGCUGAGUCCCUGGCGGGGCCGUAUGUGUGGGGUCAGUACGACAUCCUGGUGUUGCCCCCCUCCUUCCCAUACGGAGGCAUGGAGAACCCCUGCCUCACCUUCGCCACACCUACUCUACUGGCUGGAGACAAGUCUCUUUCUAAUGUGAUUGCUCAUGAGAUCUCCCACAGCUGGACCGGUAACCUGGUGACCAACAAGACCUGGGAGCACUUCUGGUUGAAUGAGGGCCAUACGGUGUAUCUGGAGCGUAUGAUUGGCAGAGCUCUGGAGAGCGAGCAGUUCAGACAGUUCAAAGCCAUGGGAGGCUGGAAGGACCUGCAGGACUCAGUGAAUACGUUUGGUGCCAACAGCCCGCUGACCAAUCUGGUUCCGGACCUGAACGAGGUGGACCCCGACGUGGCCUUCUCCUCUGUCCCCUACGAAAAGGGAUUCGCCCUACUGUACCACCUGGAGGAACUCAUGGGCGGACCAGAGGUGUUCAUGGGCUUUGUGAAGUCCUACAUUCAGCUGUUUGCCUACAGCAGUGUCACCAGUGAGGAGUGGAAGACCUACCUCUUCACAUACUUCAAGGACAAGGUGGACAUUCUGAAUAAAGUGGAUUGGAACGCCUGGAUGCACACGCCUGGAAUGCCCCCCGUCAAACCCCAGUGA